Aspergillus tanneri is the source of this 4701-nucleotide messenger RNA. RefSeq lists its product as uncharacterized. Gene Ontology annotation, cellular component: actin cortical patch. Gene Ontology annotation, biological process: nucleotide-excision repair; response to UV. The transcript has 3 exons. Gene Ontology annotation, molecular function: endonuclease activity; phosphatidate phosphatase activity. The record is from RefSeq and is a predicted model, not a curated record. The coding region runs from base 1 to 4701 and encodes 1566 amino acids. NCBI's taxonomy places the organism in Eukaryota, Fungi, Ascomycota, Eurotiomycetes, Eurotiales, Aspergillaceae.
AUGCCAGUCAGCGAGGUUACGCAACGUGGCGUGCGUGCUCCAUUUGUCGAUAACCUCGAGAGAGGUGUCGAUCAGGGAGACGCGCGCUCAAUUGGCCAAAGCCAGGAUACUCCUACAGAUCUAGAGUCGGAUGAGAACGUCCCCAUGGAGGCUGGGGAGCUCGAAGACGCCCUAGCGCGUCCUUCCCCUGUAAAUAGCAGUUUUCUGCCUCUUCCCUGGAAGGGACGGCUGGGCUACGCUUGUUUGAAUACCUAUCUGCGAUACUCGAAUCCCCCGGUUUUCUGCUCCCGCACAUGUCGCAUUUCUUCUAUUCUAGAACAUCGCCACCCCCUUCAGGAUCCAUCGCAACCUCCCCAUGCCACUAAGAAUCGCCCUGAUCGCACACAGCCUCCCGAGGUUGCACGGGGCCAGGCCUAUGUUGAAUCGCUGGGCCUUACCAAUGCCCGUGAUGUGGCCAAAAUAUUACGCUGGAACGACCGAUAUGGUAUCAAAUUCAUGCGCUUGAGUAGUGAGAUGUUCCCUUUUGCGAGCCACCAGGAAUAUGGAUAUAAGCUGGCCCCUUUCGCGUCAAGUGUACUAGAGGACACCGGUAAGGUUAUCGCGGAGCUCGGUCAUCGCGUUAGUGUACACCCUGGUCAGUUCACGCAGCUGGGCUCCCCAAGGCGUGAAGUCGUAGAAAGCUCCGUGCGGGAUUUAGAGUACCAUUCGGAGAUGUUACAGCUCCUCCGCUUGCCACCCCAGCAGGACCGCGAUGCGGUCAUAAUACUCCAUAUGGGUGGCGUUUUUGGGGACAGGGCAGGUACUCUGGAUCGCUUCCGACAGAAUUACAAUGCCCUGUCGCAAGACAUUAAGAACCGGCUGGUUCUGGAGAAUGACGAUGUGAGUUGGUCAGUGCAUGACUUGCUGCCCAUCUGCGAAGAACUCAAUAUUCCACUGGUCCUGGAUUUCCAUCAUCAUAAUAUAAAUUUCGAUUCAAGGCAGCUGCGGGAGGGCACGUUGGAUAUUAUGCAACUUUUCGAUAGGAUCAAAUCUACCUGGACCCGCAAGAACAUUACGCAGAAAAUGCACUACUCAGAACCCGUCGCGUCGGCCAUCACAAAUCGCCAACGCCGAAAACACAGUGACCGUGUGUCCACUCUCCCCCCGUGUGAUCCUACCAUGGAUUUGAUGAUUGAAGCAAAAGAUAAGGAGCAGGCUGUGUUCGAGCUAAUGAGGACCUACAAGCUGCCUGGCCAUGAACUCAUCAACAAUAUCAUCCCGUACGUGCGAGCUGAUGAGAAUAAACCUUACAAACCCCCGCGAAAAUCUACCAAGAAGGAUGGGGGCUUUGUUGAUCUCGAGGCGCUGGUUCCCCCUGCGCUGACUGUCCCUGACGAGGAGGUCGGAAUGGGGGGUCCUGAGGGACGGAUUUAUUGGCCUCCAGGUAUGGAGGAGUGGCUCCGACCGAAAAAGGUCGUGCGUGUCAAAUCGACCCAGAGCCCCAGAAAACCUCUUGUGUCAAAGAAGACUGAAUCAGCACAGCAGAGCGGGGAGGUCAGCACCAUUACCUUAACUAUGCCGACUUCGAAAACUCCGUCGCGGAGACCAAGUACAAGGAAGCGGAAAGCUUCCGUGAAUCCAUCUUCGUCCACUUCCGAAGAACCACAGCCUGAGACUCGCAGUCCUUCUCGGUCGCGGAGCAAUGGCACUCGUCGAAGCACCCGGUUGAAGCGGGUGAACUAUGUCGAAAGUGAAUCUGACUAUUUUAGACCGUCCUGCCGUCCUACACUAGAGGUGCAUCUGCAUCGCAUCGCCUGCGAGGCUAACUUGACGACCCUGGCUCCCAAACCGCCUCUCCGCAAUCGCUGGCGCUUGUUCUUGCCGACUUCCCUAAUCACCCGUCAGUCUCUGGGUCGGCCUUUCCCUUCCCUCGUCCAUUUCCCCAGUCAACCACGACGCACUCGCCAGGGCAAAUUCUCGCUCGUCCUGUGUGUGCUCUUUGGGCCGCACGCGAGCCGCCGCGUCCUGUCGCGCCUCAGGGGUCUUCGCUACGAGACGAUCCCUGCCCUCCGCCACCGUGCUCAGGCUAGAGUAUACCGAGCAAUUGUCCAGCGACAGGCCAGAAUUGCCCGACGACACGACGUUGGCAGACGGGGAAUCGUUGGUUUCUUCACCGGGAAACGGAGACAGCUGCGGGGGAUAGAUUCGGGCGCCGGUCGUAUCGAAAGCAGGGGAUCGUCGCAACGCAGCAGCUCGUUGCAGGGUGGGAGGAACGCAACGAAUGCACCACCGACAGCCUUCAUGUCGCAAUACCUGCCAUCAUCGUCUUCCGCCCCCGGUGGGCGUCGCAAGAAGGUCUACGAAUAUUUGAAGGCCGCCAAUGAAUUACGCCAGUCAUACGCUGCGCAGUGGGCGCAGCAGCGGAACGGCCUGCGCGAUUAUAGUGAGGACUAUCUGAACACGCCGGGAGCCUUCCCCGAUGUUGACAUCGCGAGGUCCGGUGAUGAGGAGAUGGUGAUUUUUCCGAGCUACGCAAGGCGGUUGGUUAAAGCUAGGCAUGCUAGACAACGCCGGGGCUCCACUUCAACGAUUGAUGAGUAUCGCGGGGUUUCGGAAGAGGAAGAACUAGGUUUGGGUGAAUGGGAGAUGGUGGAGGAUGAAAAUGCCAUCGUCGCCGUCGAUGUGCGCGGCUGGGUUUAUUCGCCUCAUCGCGGGCCGAUGACUCGAAAACAUCGCUUGAUGGUUGCACUCGCGCGCAAACUUAGUGGCGUUCCGGCUCCUAGUAAUCCCUCGAAUGAUAUCGAAGAGUCGGGGGCUGUAUCUGUGGCAGCGACUCCUGGGGGGAAGGACGAUGAGUUGGUGGAUACGGAGGCCCAAUCGAUUAUCAGAAAGGCUGAGGGAGGGGUAGAUUUAGGCCUCGACGGUGGAACGCUACCAGGACGCUCCUCGCAAAGGACAGCGACUUCCACGUCAAUGGAGCCGCCUCAGAUGAGCAAGGAUGAAAUCUCCGUGGCGAACGCCCAUCUCAUGGAGAGACUACGCCCAUUCUUAACGAACCCUAUGACAGGGAUGGCCGUAACUGUCUUCUUCUUCAACGAUGGAAAUAGUCAGUCCAGAAGAGUCAUGACCGACGAGUCCGGCCACUUCGUUCUCCGGGCGGCGCUACCAUUUAUCCCGACUCAUAUCCGCGUGCUGGCAUCAGAAGACCUGUCGGUCAUGAAACCGGUGGAGAUUAUCGAGCCCUCGGGAGUCAGCUUGAUCAGCGAUAUCGACGAUACGGUGAAGCACUCCGCCAUCGCUAGCGGAGCUAAGGAGAUAUUCCGCAACACCUUUGUUCGCGAACUGAGUGAGCUGGCGAUUCAUGGGGUUCCAGAGUGGUAUAAUAAGCUGGCCAAAAUGGGCGUGGAAGUCCAUUAUGUCUCCAAUGCACCGUGGCAGCUGUAUCCCUUGCUUGAGCGCUACUUUAAGCUAGUCGGACUGCCUCCCGGAUCUGUGCACUUGAAGCAAUACAGUGGCAUGUUGCAGGGUAUCUUUGAGCCCACAGCAGAAAGAAAGAAGGGCUCUCUAGAGCAAAUCUUGCGAGACUUCCCCGAACGCAAGUUCAUUCUUAUUGGCGAUAGUGGAGAGGCAGACCUGGAGGUCUACACCGACAUUGUUCUGGCAAAUCCUGGGAGGAUACUCGGAGUUUUCAUUCGCGAUGUAACGACCCCUGAUCGUAAGAGGUUCUUUGAAAAAUCUGUCGACCACCUCGAAACCCCCGCUUCUCGGAGUCGCAGCGCAAUUGAGAAUUCGGAUUCUGUGAGCAAUCGGCCCGCGUUGCCACCUCGUCGGCCGCGAGAGUCCUCCGAUCCCUCUGCGGACACCAAAAGUCUAGAUGAGGCCGAUCUGAUCGAUCUCCGGGACGAAGAAGAGCAAGAGCGUCCUCUAGAAGACAUCACAAGACCCUCCAAUACACGUACGCCGCCGGCCAAACCAUCCAAACCAUCAUCUUUGCGCGCCGUCUCGAUCAACCCCGGUCUCGUCGGUAGCUCAUCUUCUCUACCGCAGGAGGCCAUAAGACGUAAACCAGUACCUCCUCUGCCACCCCGACGUAACCCCCCAGAAAACCAGAGUGCUUUGCAGCGGGCACCCGAGGAAAACCCCGUUUCUUCCGCGAACUCUCUACCUACGCGCCCCAAAGUGACCAGCGACCGCAACACAGCUGGAUCUCCAGCGUUCAAUGACGGGCGACCUAUCCGCUCAAAACAACCUCCUCCGCCACCACCCCCACCACGUCGGAGCAACACUAGCACGUCCAUAUCUACCGCAAGUCUCAACCCAACGAACACAAGCGUCAGCCAUCCUUCCUCUCAGAAGCAGCAAUCAUACCCUGCCACCGCAGCAACGGCCGCCACUACCGCCCUGCAGUACGCAUCCGGCCGUUUGAGCUGGGCUCCUUCGCCAUCCAAUAUUCUCCGAUCCACAGCAUCGAAUACCACGUUGGGCGGAAAUAGUAGCGACAGCGACUCUCAAUCCGGGUUAGCCUACCCCAACUCAUCGGCCGGCCCCUUGCCCAAUAAACGCGAGGAGAUAUGGCGACGACGCUGGGAACGAGCUCAUGAUAUUCUAUCCGACCAAGGGGUCGUUCUGGGCAGUUGGCGCGAUGGGAGAGAUGCUCAAGAUGUCAGCGUAUGGUUAGUAGAACAGGCGCUAAAGGAGGCUUGGAGGCCACCUGGCCCAUAG